Molecule: messenger RNA, 300 nt
Organism: Penicillium oxalicum
Lineage: Eukaryota; Fungi; Ascomycota; Eurotiomycetes; Eurotiales; Aspergillaceae
Exons: 1
Coding region: 1-300 (99 amino acids)
Source: RefSeq, a predicted model, not a curated record
AUGUUUGUCAAUAUCCGUUUCGAACCAGCGGACGCCCACCUGUCCGACUAUUACCUUUUGAAAGCGCUGCUGUGGCUCAUCGAGCACGAGCAAGCAACUUUGACCGAAGACCGGGAAGACAAAUUCGUCGGAAAUUGCUUAUCGUUUAAGAUCCGUGCAUCGUCCGAGGAGGAGGCAUAUGAGAAAGCUAUUAAGCUGGUCAGAUCUUGGAUUCGAAAAUAUCCCGAAAACGGACUGCCGUUUGAUCGCUCUGAUGUGUUUCAAGUCGGUCUAGGCCUGCAUGUUGAUAUGCGAGUUUGA